UGCAAUUUACCCAGUAUGCAUCUACCAUUUAUUAUUAAUCAAGUGAAUUGAAGUUAAUAACUGAAUUAAUUUGGCAUUCGUUCAGAUACCAUAUCAAGUGACCGGGACUACCGAUUACUCUAGAUGGUUCUAUGGGAAUUGAGAAAGGUUCCAACGACGAAGAUAGAGUGGACACUAACCACUAAAUGAGUAGUUAUCACUAGAACUCGAAAAAUGAAAAAUGACACGAAACAAAAGAAAAAGACACGAAUAGUAAAGCCAACUUCCUCCAGUUAAGUCCCCAUCAAAUGACCGGUUGAAAAUCACCCCAAAACAGCAACAAAAUUACUACUGCGUUGUACAUGUUCUUGCACGCAACCCAUUUGCAAACGUGCACUACUACAGCACUCAACCAGCUCAGUCCUCAAGAAUGUGAAUAUAUAAUAACCUCAUAAAUAGAACAGUAAACCGCAACCACAACCUAAUGAAGAGAAGACUUAACGUAUCUGCGUACAUAGAAUCCAAAAUGAAUAUUGCCCACAUUCCUACGGCAGCAACAUAUGGCUUGUUCGUAGUGGUGUUGGUGGGAGGCUGCUGGGUGAUUGCGGAGGAGGAAACCUAUCGAUUCAAUGGCCAUGACAUUACUGCAUACUGGGGGUCUGAACACUUCAACAUAUCCAACCAAGGAACUCAAGUUGAGCUUUUCAUGGAUCGUUAUUCUGGUGCUGGAUUCACAACCAAACGGAGCUAUGGGUCUGGUUUUUUCCAAAUGCGGAUCAAGGCUCCCCGGAGAAACUCCGCCGGAGUUGUCACUGCAUUCUAUCUAACUUCGGUCGGGGAGGCCCAUGAUGAAUUGGACUUUGAGAUAUUGGGGAACGAAGAGUCGAGGCCCAUCAGACUAAACACCAACAUAUUCAUAGACGGCUACGGAAACAGGGAGAAAACGGUCCAUCUCAGCUGGUUUGACCCCACCGCUGACUUUCACAAUUACACUCUCCUCUGGAACCACCGCCAGAUCGUAUUUUUCGUGGAUGAAGUUCCAGUAAGGGUGAUGAGGAAGGUCGACGGGAAAUCGUACCCUGCGACGAGGCCAAUGUGGUUGCAGGCCAGCCUGUGGAAUGGAGAGCCUUGGGCCAUGGACACGGACCAGAAAGAAAUCGACUGGGCCUACGGACCGUUCCGGGCCUACUUCAAGGAUUUCAGCGUCGACGGUUGUCCCGUGGACGAUGAAGGUUCCGAUUUAGCGUCGUGUUCUUCGCCGGAGUAUUGGUGGAAUGCCGAGAAAUAUUGGACACUCGACGAGGGACAGCAGAAGGCGUACGAGCAUGUCCUCGAGCAUUACCAAACCGCUGACUACUGCGUCGACAGACCCCACCCUCCCGAGUGCGGCCUGUAACUAGAGUGUAUAUGGAUCACAUUUUUAUAUCGAAAAGUAGACACGGGCUAACAACAGAUCGUGAUACUGAGUAGUUGGAUCAUAUUCUCUUAUCAUAAAAAUGAGUGCAUGUGCGGUAAUACCAAUUAUGAAAAAACCGUCAAUCCACAUGUGAUGCGUUGAACAAUAACAGUUAUGUACCAUAUUCAGUAGUUAGCUAGACGACUCUUACAUUUUUAAUAACCUUGAACUUCAAAUGUAUGUACGACUUUGGACAACAUAAAUUUGAAUAAAGGUGAACUAUACACGAACUAGAUGUGAUAUACUGAUAUACAUACCGUUAAUCUAUUAUGAUUUUCAUAAUAUAUGAUUUGAGCCGGG
Molecule: messenger RNA, 1735 nt
Organism: Linum trigynum
Lineage: Eukaryota; Viridiplantae; Streptophyta; Magnoliopsida; Malpighiales; Linaceae
Source: the annotation of a GenBank genome assembly